Molecule: messenger RNA, 1310 nt
Organism: Jaculus jaculus (lesser Egyptian jerboa)
Lineage: Eukaryota; Metazoa; Chordata; Mammalia; Rodentia; Dipodidae
Gene: Hoxa13
Product: homeobox A13
Exons: 2
Coding region: 19-1176 (385 amino acids)
Biological process (GO): regulation of transcription by RNA polymerase II
Molecular function (GO): DNA-binding transcription factor activity, RNA polymerase II-specific; RNA polymerase II cis-regulatory region sequence-specific DNA binding
Source: RefSeq, a predicted model, not a curated record
CUCCAUGCGGCUCGGGCUAUGACAGCCUCCGUGCUCCUCCACCCCCGCUGGAUCGAGCCCACCGUCAUGUUCCUCUACGACAACGGCGGCGGCCUGGUGGCCGACGAGCUCAACAAGAACAUGGAAGGGGCGGCGGCGGCGGCGGCGGCGGCGGCAGCGGCGGCGGCGGCCGGGGCCGGGGGCGGGGGCUUCCCCCAUCCGGCGGCCGCGGCCGCGGGGGGCAAUUUCUCGGUGGCGGCGGCGGCGGCAGCGGCGGCGGCGGCCGCGGCCAACCAAUGCCGCAACCUGAUGGCGCACCCCGCGCCCCUGGCGCCCGGCGCCGCGGCCGCUUACAGCAGCGCUCCGGGGGAGGCGCCCCCGUCCGCCGCCGCCGCCGCCGCCGCCGCUGCUGCCGCCGCCGCCGCCGCCGCCGCCGCGUCGUCCUCCGGAGGCCCCGGCCCCGCAGGCCCGGCGGGCUCCGAGGCCGCCAAGCAAUGCAGCCCCUGCUCGGCGGCGGCGCAGACGUCCUCGGGCCCCGCGGCCCUGCCCUACGGUUAUUUCGGCAGCGGCUACUACCCGUGCGCCCGCAUGGGCCCGCACCCCAACGCCAUCAAGUCGUGCGCGCAGCCCGCCUCGGCCGCCGCCUUCGCGGACAAGUACAUGGACACCGCCGGCCCCGCGGCAGAGGAGUUCAGCUCCCGCGCUAAGGAGUUUGCCUUCUACCACCAGGGCUACGCAGCCGGGCCUUACCACCACCACCAGCCGGUGCCCGGCUACCUGGAUAUGCCAGUGGUACCCGGGCUCGGGGGCCCGGGCGAGUCGCGCCAUGAGCCCCUUGGGCUUCCCAUGGAAAGCUAUCAGCCCUGGGCGCUGCCCAACGGCUGGAACGGCCAAAUGUACUGCCCCAAAGAGCAGACGCAGCCUCCCCACCUCUGGAAGUCCACUCUUCCCGAUGUCGUUUCCCAUCCCUCGGACGCCAGCUCCUAUAGGAGGGGGAGGAAGAAACGGGUGCCUUACACUAAGGUACAAUUAAAAGAACUCGAACGGGAAUACGCUACGAACAAAUUCAUUACUAAGGACAAGCGGCGGAGGAUAUCGGCCACAACAAACCUCUCUGAGAGGCAGGUCACCAUCUGGUUCCAGAACAGGAGGGUCAAAGAGAAAAAAGUCAUCAAUAAACUGAAGACCACCAGUUAAUGGAUUUAAAAGUGGAGCAGAAGACAACUUGAAGAGGUGCAUCAGGACUCCUUGCUUUGCCCAGAUAAUGAUAACGUUUGAUAAUAAUUGAAGAAUUGGAAAGAGAGACACUGACAUUUUGCUCUCUUUCUCUU